AUGUUGUGAUUUUUAUUCUUUCUAGGUAUUGAAAGCCAAUAAUGGGUCGUGUUAUUCGUGCACAACGUAAGGGCGCUGGGUCCGUCUUCAAGGCCCAUGUGAAGAGGCGUAAGGGAGCCGCUAAAUUGAGGCCUCUAGAUUUUUCUGAACGUAAUGGAUACAUUCGUGGUGUGGUUAAGGAAGUCAUCCAUGAUCCUGGCCGUGGUGCUCCUCUGGCUGUUGUACACUUCCGUGACCCCUACCGCUACAAGGUACGCAAGGAGUUGUUUAUCGCGCCUGAAGGUAUGCAUACCGGCCAAUUCGUGUACUGUGGCCGUAAAGCUACAUUGCAAAUCGGCAAUGUGAUGCCCUUAUCAGUCAUGCCUGAAGGUACCAUCAUUUGCAACUUGGAGGAGAAAACUGGUGAUCGUGGCCGUUUGGCGCGUACAUCUGGUAACUACGCUACAGUAAUUGCCCACAAUCCCGACACCAAAAAGACCCGUGUUAAACUGCCGUCUGGCGCCAAAAAGGUGGUGCCCUCUGCCAAUCGUGCUAUGGUCGGUAUUGUUGCCGGUGGUGGUCGUAUUGAUAAGCCUAUCCUGAAGGCUGGUCGUGCAUACCAUAAGUACAAGGUGAAACGUAACAGCUGGCCCAAGGUUCGUGGUGUGGCUAUGAACCCCGUUGAGCAUCCUCACGGUGGUGGUAACCAUCAACAUAUUGGUAAAGCUUCGACCGUUAAGCGUGGUACAUCAGCUGGUCGCAAGGUCGGUCUUAUCGCUGCCCGUCGUACCGGUAGAAUACGUGGUGGCAAGGGUGAUACCAAGGACAAAUAAGCUGAAAGAUGAUCACAAUGUGUGCAUUGUUGUAGGGAGCAAAUGUUGUAGAAUUGAAGAGUUUGUGUUUAUGCUGGUGAAUUUAAACAAAUUGGGACAGAAUCACCUUUACACAGUAAAAAUAAAAAUAAUUUUUAUUCUAAAAAAUUAAA
This is a messenger RNA of Anastrepha obliqua, 964 nucleotides long. RefSeq names its product 60S ribosomal protein L8 (gene RpL8). Gene Ontology annotation, molecular function: RNA binding; structural constituent of ribosome. Bases 42 to 812 code for a protein of 256 amino acids. The transcript is spliced from 2 exons. The record is from RefSeq and is a predicted model, not a curated record. Gene Ontology annotation, biological process: cytoplasmic translation. Lineage: Eukaryota; Metazoa; Arthropoda; Insecta; Diptera; Tephritidae. Gene Ontology annotation, cellular component: cytosolic large ribosomal subunit; ribosome.